Messenger RNA from Moneuplotes crassus, 1509 nucleotides. NCBI's taxonomy places the organism in Eukaryota, Ciliophora, Spirotrichea, Euplotida, Euplotidae. The record is from the annotation of a GenBank genome assembly.
UACUAAGAAUGGCCAAGCACAAGAGAAAGGGCUUCGCAUUUUCCCACAAGGACCUUAACUAUAUAACAAUCCAGGAGAAGAAAAAAGAUGUUCAUAUCAUUGAGCAUGGCAAGAGGAAACAAAGCAUGGAUCCUACCAACUACAUGAGUCUAAAUGGCCAAAAUAAGCAGUCAACCUCUCCUGUCGCACAACAAUUUCCUGUUUACAACAAAAGAGCUCACAUAAUCGCAGCAAGGAAGGCUAUGGCUAAGCUAAAUGAUCAAAAUUUUAAUGCUCAGGGAUUAGUUAAAGGAAUGAAGGAUCCAAACCUCUCUUAUAUGAACAAUUUCAAGCUGUGAAUAAAGAACUUUGAUAUCUUAAAAGACAACAAACAAAUUCCAAAGAAGGUUGUGUACCCAAUGAGGUACCAAACACGCAAAGCAAUGAUUGAGUAUCGUAACACAGGCAAGAACUUCUUUAAGACCACUGCGCUUGAUGAGAAAACCCCUGGUUUACAAAGAAGAGGGUCUCAAAUUCCUGAAGAUAGCAACCAAUUGCUUAUUAAUAAAGAUAUGAUCAAGAAGAGCAAAUUUGGUAAUAUUGAAGAAUCUGAACGUAAAAGCAGGAUGCUUAAGACAACCAGAUCCUUCCUGAUCAAGCCUAAGUUGACCUUCAGUUUAUUGUUUAAAAAGGGUCAGAGCACUCAUCAAAAACCAAAAGGAAUUGAAGACGUAGCCCUAAAGCAGCGCCUUUAUGAUGAGUAUUACAGAAGCCUGACUAAGAAGAACUUAGAUAAAAUUAUGAGGUCAGACACUGCCAGAAUUGAAGAAAGGGAGGAUAAGAUCUCACCUGAUAUUGAUGACACCAAAAAGAAGCAUCACCAUGUGUUUAUUUAUCCACCCAAAAAUGAUGAUGUUAGGUCAAUGCGGGCAUUGUCACCUGUUGAAGAACAAUCUAGAGGAGUUAUGAAUAGCGAUAAAGUGAAAACAGAGCUCAAAAAUACCCUUGAUAUUGCUACUAACAUGGAUGAUUAUACUUAUCACUUCGCUACGAGAAAUCUAAGAGCUAAUAAGCUCAGGUUUAAAUCUACCAAACAAAAGUUUGAUGAAGAGGAAAUUAAAAAGUUCUUAAAUAUUAUCAAAAUGGGCAAGGAAAUGGAUCUAUACAAAGCACUGAUGAAGAACCCUAAUUUGGUCGAUGUGUCAGACUUUAUGGGAAGAACUCCAGUACACUGGGCAGUGAUCAGGGACCAAGCUGAGUGACUCAGAAUUUUACUCCACUUCAAACCCUCUAUUGAUCUAAAGGACCUGUUUAAUCAAACCCCGCUAGAUAUUGCAUUUGCUGGCACAAAUGAAAAUAUCAAGUUGAUGCUUCAGAAUGUAGUGAAGAAACAAACUCUAGUGCCAGAAGACAUCAGGAAGAAAUAUCUGAGUUCAGAUCUGAGCUCAUAUGCUGAGGAGGUACUUUUUGACUCUGUCAAAAAAAUCUCAGGACUAUAAACUCCAUUACUAAAAUACCCUUUAAUAAGAU